This is a messenger RNA of Poecile atricapillus (Black-capped chickadee), 2253 nucleotides long. RefSeq names its product nipsnap homolog 1 (gene NIPSNAP1). The record is from RefSeq and is a predicted model, not a curated record. The coding region runs from base 81 to 1979 and encodes 632 amino acids. The transcript has 18 exons. Gene Ontology annotation, cellular component: mitochondrion. NCBI's taxonomy places the organism in Eukaryota, Metazoa, Chordata, Aves, Passeriformes, Paridae.
GAGUGGGAUCAGUUCAGGGUUACUGGGACAGGAACUGGGACCAGCACGGGGACUACGGGGACCCCCCAUGGCAGAAAGCGAUGACCCUGCCCGCCGGGACCCCGCCCCCGCUGGCCCCCGCACCCAGCCCUGCCGGCCCGUGCCGAGGGUCCACGCCUUUGGAAAGGGGGAGCAGGCGCUGCGGAGGGACCCCCGCACGCCCCCCGCCAUGCAGGGCUGGCUGCACAAGCAGGACAGCUCGGGGCUGCGGCUCUGGAAGCGCCGCUGGUUUGUACUGGUGGAUCUCUGCCUCUACUACUACCGGGACAGCAGCGAGCAGCAAGUGCGGGGCGGCCUCCCCCUGCCGGGCUACGAGAUCCGCGUCCUGCCCCCCGCCCCCCGCGCCCCCCGAGCCCCCCGGUUCCUCUUCACGGCUGAGCAUCCCGGGAUGCGGACGUACUGCCUGGGGGCUGAGACCGCCGAGGAGCUGCAGGCCUGGGUGUGCGCCCUGCGCCGGGGGGCAUCGCCCCUGCCCGGCUCCAGCCGCUCCCUGUCCCAGCAGACACUCCGGGAACCCCGGGGUGCGGAUCCUCCCUCGCCCCCAUUGCCCACGCACUCCCCAGGUGAAGGGUUCGGGGGCCCACCCGUGCCCCAUCCUUGCUACCCCCCAGUUCCCCCACUGCCCCACACCGAGGUGCCCCCAGCCCACGAGGAGCUCCCGGCGCGGGGAUGUCCCCCCAGGGCCGGGGACACGCCGGAGGGGCCGCGGGGACCCCCCGAGCCCGCGCCCGCAGGGAGGAGCCCGAGGAAGCCCCGCCCCCCUGGAGCCGCGCCGCAGCCCCCGCCGGAGCGAGCCAGCGGGACCAAUCAGCCACCGGCCCCUCCAGCCGCCUCUUCUGAUUGGCUUUCGAGCGCCGCCGGGCCCGCGGGCACCGCCCCCGCGCCGCCGUCCAAUGAGGCGUCGCGGUGGCGGUGGGCGGGGGCGGGUGGGCGUGGCCGGGCGCUCGAAGGUGUGGGCGGGCGGCCAAUCAGAAUCACGCUGCUGCAGGCCAGCUUCUGAGGGGGCGUGGCCGGGCCGAGGGGGCGGGGCCCGGUGGGCACGCGCGGCGCGCGGCCCCGUCCCGGUGCGGAAGAUGGCGGCGGGAGCGCGCGGCGGGAGCGCGGCGCUGCGGCGGCUGCGGGGCGGGGGCGCGGGCGCGGCCCCGCGGGGCGCGCGUGUCUCCCCUGCCCCGCUGUCCCACAGGGGGUACUCCAGGGAGGCCGAGGGAAGCUGGUUCCGCUCCCUCUUCGUGCACAAGGUGGAUCCCCGCAAGGACGCGCAUUCCAACCUCCUCUCCAAGAAGGAGACCAGCAACCUCUACAAGAUCCAGUUUCACAAUGUGAAGCCGGAAUGCCUGGAAGCCUACAACAAGCUGACAGAGGAGGUGCUGCCCAAGCUCCACUCAGACCCCGACUACCCCUGUGACCUGGUGGGCAACUGGAACACGUGGUAUGGCGAGCAGGACCAGGCAGUGCACCUGUGGCGCUUCUCGGGCGGGUACCCGGCGCUCAUGGACUGCAUGAACAAGCUCAGGCAGAACAAGGAGUACCUGGACUUCCGCAAGGAGAGGAGCCGGAUGCUGCUGUCCCGCAGGAACCAGCUGCUCCUGGAAUUCAGCUUCUGGAAUGAGCCCCAGCCCCGCCAGGGACCAAACAUCUAUGAGCUGAGGACCUACAAGCUGAAGCCAGGGACCAUGAUCGAGUGGGGCAACAAUUGGGCUCGGGCCAUUAAGUACCGCCAGGAGAACCAGGAGGCAGUCGGGGGGUUCUUCUCCCAGAUCGGGGAGCUCUAUGUGGUGCAUCACCUCUGGGCCUACAGGAAUCUGCAGUCCCGGGAGGAGACGAGGAAUGCGGCCUGGAGGAAGAGGGGCUGGGAUGAGAAUGUUUAUUACACUGUCCCGCUGAUCCGGACCAUGGAAUCACGGAUAAUGAUUCCCCUGAAGAUCUCCCCCCUGCAGUGAUUGGGGGCCCCCGGACUCCCCGCCCUGCCCUGGCCCUGCUGGGGAAGGGCUGGGGAGGUUCUGCUCCCUCUGGCUCCCAGCUCUCUCCCCCAUCCCAUUUUGGGGUGCCCUGGGGGAUUGAGAGCAGAGAGGGGAAGAUGGGAGCCCCCCAUCCUGCGGUGGGUCCCCAGGAUGGUGCUGCUGGGGGGGCUGGGCAGGCUGUAGAGGGGCCUUAAUUGCUCCUGAUGAGCCCAGCCGGUGCCUUUGCUGCCAAUUAAAUAUUUAAUAUGCUAAA